Messenger RNA from Kwoniella shivajii, 2907 nucleotides. RefSeq lists its product as uncharacterized. The coding region runs from base 1 to 2907 and encodes 968 amino acids. NCBI's taxonomy places the organism in Eukaryota, Fungi, Basidiomycota, Tremellomycetes, Tremellales, Cryptococcaceae. The transcript is spliced from 2 exons. The record is from RefSeq and is a predicted model, not a curated record.
AUGUCCCGACCCAAUCCAACCAAUCCCAAUCCCAAUCCCAAUCCGACGCCGAUCUCAUCAUAUCUUCCUGAUCCAAAUGGAUGGAUAGAUACAGCACCUAAAUCACGUAAAUCAUCUCAACAUCUACAACAACCACAGCAAAGACCGUUGAUAUCCUUCAAUCAUGGAAUCGCUACCCCCCAAAGUUCAACUUCGGCGUAUAGACGUCCUCGACCUAAUUCCACCUUGAAUCCCACUCGUGGGGCAGGACCUUCCUCAUCUACUUCUACAUCUACAAUAAGAAAGAGGCUACAUGACGUGACGCCUACUACCAAAAAUGUACAUGUACAGGGUCAAGGUCAAGGGACAUUAAAGAAUUACUUCAAUACCCCAAUAACAGAAUCGAAAACUGGUUCAAACUCGUCAUCAUAUAAAGGUAAAGGUAAAGCAACAAACAUUGCAGACAGAACACCUUUGAGCGAAAAAGGAAGUCCGAUACCGCAAACUACAAGUGGUUUGAUAUUUGGGAAAAAGAAAAGUCAUGGUAUAUCAAAAGGAAGUAAAUUGAAAAUCCAUAGAGAUGAUUUCUGGGGUUCGGGCUCAGAACCCGAGGUUGAAGCUGAAGCUGGAGAAUUGAAAGGAGACCCACACGAAAAGGAUGAAGAUGAAAUACGACCAGUCACUAUCCCACACUUGAAAUCAGGAGAAAAGAAAAUACAUCGUUCACAGGGAGGUAUUACUAGGGAGAAGACAGGUAUAUCCUAUCCACAAGAGAUGGAUGAAUUGCCACCACCCGCUCAAUCAACUAGAUCAAAGAUAAAAUCACCUUCACCACUGAAGAUCAUAAGACAAACGAAAUCACCUUCGUUGCCUCCACUCACAUCUUCUUUAUCACCUGAAAUCGAGACUGAACCUACUGAACCUCGUGAACCAUCAUAUUCGCCACCUAACUCUGAUAGGUCUCAGGAGCGUACUCCUUCUCCUAUCAAAGUUACGCAUCCACUUUCCACUCCGUACGUUAUGCCCCCUGACCCACCAUCAUCUGUCCUAAGAAAACACCUACGGUUUUGUGGUCAAGCGAAAGAUCAAUUGGCAGCUCCUUCUCCUUGGCGCAAACGUCCUCCUCUCACCCCUGCUCGUGCUCCACCAGCUUUACAUCCAAUUCCAGAUGGCACUCAACCGAAUCAAGGUGUCAACGAACGACAGGAUAUUGGUAAAAAGAGGAAAAGGGAAUCUGUCACUAAGAAAGAUGAAAUUGAUCUUAGAGUAUUGACUUCAGUACAAGAGAGAAGACAUAAAACAUCUUCACCACAUGGUAAAUCCCAAGAAAAGAAACUGGUUGAUUUAUCUUCUUCCGAUCCUCCUCCGGAAGGUAUAAAAUUGAAGGAACUAGUUGAAUUAUCAUCUUCCGAUCCACCAGAAAUAACGGACACUCCUAUCAAACCUACCCAUUUCCACAAAGACCAAAAAAGGAAAGGUUUAACGCCUGUCAAACUGAAUGCUUUACGAAACACCUUCAGCUCAACAAAUAUUGGUAAAACGUCACCAGGAAAAUCACCUAUAACACCGAAAAGAAAGUUAAAGAAGGGAAUACCUAUAUCGCCUUUACCUAGAACAUCAGUUAUCGAAAGGCCAAGAUCGAUUUCUCCUUCUCCUAUCAAAUCUGCUUUAUCUCUCAAUCGCCAACAACAGCAUACACCAAAGAAAGCAUCAACUCAGAAACAUUAUCAAAUCACCCCACCCAAAUCGUGUAGACCGAAAAUGUCAGAAAGACAAGAAACUUUGUUUAUACUUCCUGAUCCACCAAGACAACCUCAUUUCCCCUCGGAAGAAAAAAGUACAGGAGUGAGAGAGUGGAAAGUUGCAGAAAUGGAACCGGAAACUCUGCUAGACUGGGGUUUGGAUUCUGAUGAAAGCGAACGCGAAGGUGAUCCAGGGGUCGAAUGCGAUAAGAUAGCGGAUCAAGAGGGGGAAGCAGAAUUACAAUGGACGAAAAUGAGAAGCCCGUCUUCAGAACCUCCUCUAUUUAGCCCUUCGGGUUCUCCUAUACGCUCACCGGGUAGACGACCAAGUCUCGGUGAAAGGUGGUCCAGUAAAAGCAUCGAACCUACCAUACUAUCACAGAAUUUUCCCCAGUUAAUACCUUCGUCACCUGUCGAGCGGGGUUCAUCUUCGUCCGCUCCACCGUCGUCUCAGAGGGACGGUGAAGGCGACAGAGACAAUCAGGCAAGAUCAGGAAAUAGGGGUCAUCUGCGUACAGGAGAGAAGGAGAAAGGAGAAUCAAAAUGGGACCAUUUGCAACGUGGAAUCUUAGCUUCCACUCCUACGUCCCAUUCUCCCUCUCCGUCCACUUCUUCCCAAAAUGCCAACAAGAGAAAAUCGAAGUCUCGUCUGACAAAUGAGAAGGAACAAAGCAAACUUGCCUCUUUCGGAUUUUUCGGUGACAGACCUAAGAAAAAGCUAAAGAGGGAUUUCGACAAACGUUGGGAUGAUGAAGAAGAUUUUGACUUUCCCGAAGAUAAACAUCCUUCUUCUGAACAAGAUAAAGCCCAAGAAGGAAUUAGUAAUAAAGGGAUAUUAAUGAGUAAAGUUCCUGAAGCACCUCACCAUCCUUCUCUAAGGCCUGCCGGGAUCCAAGAACUCGAAAAAAGAGCCAGGGCCUCAGGAAGUCAUUCUGAAGGGAAACCAACCUCUUCAUUGACGAAGAAAAGGAGAGGAACCUCUUCAUCACCUGAAAUUGAACCUCCUCUUUUUGAAAGAACCGAUUCCGUUACCCUUGUUUUCUCCCCGGGUGCAGACUCAAAUGAUAUUGGACAGUCAACAACUAGUAGUUCUCAAUCUGACGAGAUGAAGACUCCCGGCUCAACAAGAGAUUGGUUUGAUAAGCUGGGUAAUAGAAGAGGGAGUGAGUUUGGUACGAUGGAUUAA